CACGACAUCCCGCCCGAAUCUUGUUAUCGAUGCGCAAUUGACAGUCGAAAUGGGCCAUCUUCACAGAAACAAAAUCAACAUGCAAGGAUCUCUGCCUUCUUCUCCUAAUAACCAGAGCCUAAGUGAUUCCUCGGGGACAGAAGAAAGUCUGAAGAACAUGUCUGAAGACAAUGCCGGAAAGCUUGAGAAGUCACUGGAAACUUUCCCGGAAUCUCCCCGCUCCGAGUGUUCCGACUCCAGCUCCGGGAUAGAGACACCUGAUAAACGCUUCUCUGGGAAAUGGAAAGAGAGCGCACAAGAGAGGGAUAUUCGCCGGUACAGGACAGCCUUCUCUAAAGAGCAACUCAACAGAUUAGAAAAGGAAUUUCUCAAAGAAAAUUACGUUUCUCGCCCAAAGAGAUGUGAACUUGCCGCUCAACUAAACCUCUCAGAAAGCACCAUCAAGGUAUGGUUUCAGAACCGCCGUAUGAAGGACAAACGUCAGAGACUGGCCCUGACCUGGCCCUAUGGGAUCCCUCCAGAUCCCCAGUUGUACGCCUACCUGGCCGCUGCCGCAGCCUCCUACCCGUACGGCGUACCGAGUGCUUCCUCUAUACCCUAUCCCUCCCUCGGACUUCACGGACUUUCGUCUUCUGCUGGUUCAGCAUUUACGCCAUUGUCCGUUCCUAGUCCUCUUCCGUCACGUCUUGACAUGUUGAACUCCCUGGCACACACCAGCAGUCCCCUUCACCGUCUACCAGGCUUAGAUGCGCUCCCUCCCAUCUCAUCCGCAUCCACAGGGCUCCACAUGCCACCCAGAAUGCACUUUCCCUGGAUGGAACACAAUCCCGCCAUUUGUGGCGCGACAUCGGGAAAACCUUGCACGUGCACCACUCAUGGACCUUUUGGACUGUCUUCCUCAUCCAUUUCCUCACCCAUCACGGGUCUUUUCCCACCAACACCAUUUACGUCAUCUCCACUUCGCACUUCUCCACUAACCUCGACGCAACAUCCACUCCUACAGAAGGCCGACCUAGAGAGAUCGUGAGAUCGCAUUAAAUGAUAGACAAUUUAUUGCUUGAAUGUUGGGUGCGUGAGAGAAUGAAAUAAAUAAAUAACGAACCAAUGGUCUAUAAAUGAUUAGAAUGAAAGAGAGCAAUUUGAAUACUCAUGAUUAAUGUAAGUUUAAUAUUGCCAAUGAUCUUUUAGCAAAUCCAUGUAAAUAUAACCUUCCAUAGUAGGUAGUCUUCAGUGACGCCUCGUAGCAGCAGACACAAAAGUAGAAACACUGUCACGUGAUUCUUUGUUGUAUUUAUAUUUUGAGAUGUUGUUUUAACAUAUGAACUGUUAUUAAACGACUGAAGCCA
This is a messenger RNA of Ostrea edulis (European flat oyster), 1346 nucleotides long. Its product is annotated as homeobox even-skipped homolog protein 1-like. Gene Ontology annotation, molecular function: DNA-binding transcription factor activity, RNA polymerase II-specific; RNA polymerase II cis-regulatory region sequence-specific DNA binding. Lineage: Eukaryota; Metazoa; Mollusca; Bivalvia; Ostreida; Ostreidae. Gene Ontology annotation, cellular component: nucleus. Gene Ontology annotation, biological process: regulation of transcription by RNA polymerase II. The transcript has 4 exons. Bases 50 to 1027 code for a protein of 325 amino acids. The record is from RefSeq and is a predicted model, not a curated record.